GCAUCAUUUUCUUUCAUCUUGAUCUUUCACAAAGUUUCGGGGUGUCGCUGUCACUGUUUGAACUUUUUGUAUUAUGAUAUUUAUCUUUUAGAUUGAGUGAUUGUAAAACAAAUUAUAAAGAAAAUGUCUACCGUCGCUAGUGCUUUAACUGUAGCAGGUUCUCGGAGCUCAGGGACACCCGUAAGAACUCAAAAUGUUAUGGCUGCUUGUGCUAUCGCCAACAUUGUCAAAAGUUCCCUAGGCCCUGUGGGUUUGGAUAAAAUGCUGGUGGAUGAUAUUGGAGAUGUUGUGGUAACGAACGAUGGAGCAACUAUUUUAAAACUAUUAGAAGUUGAACACCCAGCAACAAAAGUCCUGGUAGAGCUUGCUCAGCUUCAAGAUGAGGAAGUUGGAGAUGGAACAACUUCAGUGGUCAUUAUUGCAGCUGAAUUACUGAGAAGUGCUGAUGACCUAGUCAAGCAAAAAAUUCAUCCCACCUCAAUCAUCAGUGGAUAUCGAUUGGCUUGCAAGGAAGCCUGCAAGUAUAUUCAAGCCCACCUAACACUGAACAUAGAUGAAAUUGGAAGAGAAUCUUUGGUGAAUGCCGCAAAAACAUCAAUGUCCAGCAAGUUGAUUGGAGCUGACGAUGAAUUCUUUUCUAAUAUGGUUGUUGAUGCCGCAAAUGCUGUCAAAAUAUCAGAUGGAAAAGGUGGUUCAUUGUAUCCUAUCAAUGCUGUCAACGUCCUCAAGUCGCACGGCAAGAGUGCAAGAGAAAGUCUUUUGAUUCAAGGUUACGCUCUAAAUUGUACGGUAGCAUCACAAGCCAUGCCAAAGAGAAUAGUGAAUGCCAAAAUAGCCUGCCUAGACUUCUCCCUCCAGAAAGCAAAGAUGAAGCUUGGAGUUCAAGUACUCAUCACCGACCCUGAAAAGCUUGAUGCUAUUCGCCAACGAGAGUUAGAUAUAACUAAAGAAAGGAUUCAGAAGAUCUUAGCGACUGGUGUUAAUGUUGUCCUGUGCACAGGAGGCAUUGAUGAUUUAUGUUUGAAGUAUUUUAUUGAGGCUGGAGCAAUGGCUGUGCGUCGUGUCAAGAAGUCAGAUUUGAAGAGGUUGGCUAAAGCUACAGGUGCUGCGUAUUUAACAUCUUUGACAAACAUGGAGGGCGAAGAAACUUUCGAAUCCAGUUCUGUCGGUGAUGCUGCAGAAGUUGUUCAAGAGAGAAUAAGUGACGACGAAUUAAUCAUCAUCAGAGGACCCAAAGCUCGCACAGCUAGCUCGAUCAUACUUCGUGGACCUAAUGAGUUCUAUCUUGAUGAAAUGGAACGUUCUGUGCAUGAUGCCCUCUGUGUAGUCAAGCGUGUCCUAGAAUCUAAAUCUGUUGUUGUCGGAGGUGGUGCUGUUGAGGCAGCCCUAUCCAUAUAUCUUGAAAACUUUGCUACAUCCUUAGGAUCUCGAGAACAGUUGGCCAUCGCUGAGUUUGCCAAAUCUCUCUUGGUUAUUCCAAAAACUUUGGCUGUAAAUGCUGCUCAAGAUGCAACAGAUUUAGUAGCUAAACUGCGAGCUUUUCACAAUACUAGCCAGACCCAAAAAGGUCAUGAAGAAUUUAAAUGGAUUGGUCUAGACCUCUUCAGUGGAACUGUCAGGGAUAACAAGAAGGCUGGUGUUUUAGAACCUGCUGUCUCAAAGAUAAAAUCUCUUAAAUUUGCCACGGAGGCAGCCAUUACUAUCCUACGAAUUGAUGAUAUGAUUAAAUUAGACCCCGAAAGGAAAGAAGGUUCUGGUUAUGGCAACGCCUAUGCCAGUGGACAGUUAGACGGUUGAUUCAGAGGUGUGAAAUUUUUCACAAUUAAUUUGAGUAUUUCCUCCUAAGUUAACUUAUUUUAAAUAAUCAAUCUAUCUUUCAUAAAGAGCAGUUUGUGUAUUUACUUUUUUCAAUUGCCUUGCAACUAACACAUUUUCACUUGAUGUGAUUAUUUUCGUACUCAUUUUCUUCUUCACUCUAGGUUUGAACUCUUAAUUCAUUCUUAAAUAAUUGCAAUCAUGUUGCAUGACAGUCCUCACCUUUUUGUUGAAAGUUAUCAACCUCAAUGAAAAUCACGCGCUUAACUAAUUUGAUCAAAAGCUGUUUUGUAUUUUUUUACUGGAUGUAAUAUACCUAUUUGAGUUUACACCAUAAA
Messenger RNA from Bemisia tabaci, 2153 nucleotides. RefSeq names its product chaperonin containing TCP1 subunit 1 (gene CCT1). Lineage: Eukaryota; Metazoa; Arthropoda; Insecta; Hemiptera; Aleyrodidae. Gene Ontology annotation, molecular function: ATP-dependent protein folding chaperone; ATP binding; ATP hydrolysis activity. Gene Ontology annotation, biological process: protein folding. The record is from RefSeq and is a predicted model, not a curated record.